GGCAGUGAAUUCUAACCUAGAUCGUCACGUUUUCUUUUAAGUUUAACCUCUCAAGAAGUAAAACUCAUUACCGUAACAGAAAAGUUAGUAUCGUAUUUCAGAAACAUAACUUUGCAGUGUAAAGUUAAUUUAAAUCAAAUAUCUAAAUUAUUCAGUUUCAGUAUGUUCACAACCUUGGCUGAAUGGCAGUGGAAAAUAGCAUGACUCACCAUUACCAGACAUGCGUUCUUCUGAUGCUCGAGCAAAAGGAAAAAGAUUCGGAUCUAGCCUUAGCCUAAAACAUGGCGCCAGUUCCAACUAAAAAAACUUGGAAGGAGGUAAACAGCGAACGAAAAACAAUUAGAAAAAAAUGGAAAGAGAAAAAACUAUUGAAACAAUUAGGAAUGAAAAAGGAUGUGAAUAGCUUUGAGGAGGCUUUGGACAAGCCAGAAGAGAGUGAAAUCACGUGUGAAGCUACUUGUUCGAACGUGGCACCUGUUGACAAACCUGAAGAAGCACCAGCUCUCACUGAGCCGCCUACAGUGAGCAUAGCAGUACCAGGCUCUAUUAUGGAAAAUGCGCAGUCAGCUGAAUUGAGAACGUAUCUGGCCGGACAAAUUGCACGUGCGGCUUGCAUCUACAACGUCGAUGAAAUUAUCGUGUUUGAUGACAAAGGUGAAGGUAACGACAGCAAAGUGAAAAUCCUUGUGGACAAAAAGAAGAGCUGGUCCUGUCUGCAGCUGGCUAGAAUUCUGCAGUACUUAGAGUGUCCGCAGUAUCUGAGGAAGCACAUAUUCCCCCUGCACAAAGACCUGCAGUAUGCCGGACUGCUCAAUCCAUUGGAUGCCCCCCACCAUCUACGUCAGCAAGAUGAAUCUCCGUUCAGGGAAGGAGUGGUCAGUGACGUGCCUUUGCGUGCAGGCAAAGGCUCCUACGUGAAUGUUGGCCUACUGCGAGACGUGGUAGUUGACAAAGUACUCACGCCUUCUCUGCGUGUCACUGUCAAAUUCCUGCCUCAAAAAGAGGGCUCAAAAAAGUUGACGGGCCUAGUUGUGCCCCCCUCACAGCCCAAAUCCGAACUGAACCUGUACUGGGGCUACACGGUGAGGUUGGCCGAUAGUUUGAGCGACGUUUUGACCAACAGUCCCUACAAAGACGGCUAUGAUCUGACAAUCGGCACUUCCGAAAAAGGUACACAUGUUGAAGAUGUCGAUGUCGACUCUUUCAGUAGUUACAAACAUUGUUUGAUUGUUUUUGGUGGACUCCAUGGGUUAGAAGCGGCUCUAGAAGCUGAUGAAAAACUAACUGUUGAUGAUGUUAGUUUACUAUUUGACAAAUACAUUAAUACGUGCCCCAAACAAGGGUCUAGAGUGAUUAGAACGGAAGAGGCCAUCUUGAUAUCGUUGGCGGAACUAAGGCGAGUUCUCAAUAUUUGAUCAAAUAUAUCAAUGCAAUUUUUAAUAAAAUUUUAAAAUACCUUAAAUCUGUAUUUUACCUUCCCUUAUCAACCACCAAUUCCCAAAAAACGAUUUCAAAUUAUCAACUUUUUUAUAGUGAAGGUAAAAUUUAUUGUGGUAGAUACGCAUUUUAAAUAAGAACUGGUGAAUAAAAAAUAAAAAUGUAUUGUUAUGCAUGAUAUUUAUAAUUGAUUCUUGAGAAUAAUGUUAGUCAAAUUAGCUGUGCUAAUAGUGAAGUGGUGUGUUUUUUUCUGGCUCAAAAUUUUGCAAAAUUACUCAAAAAUUUCCAAUCUGUAGAGAUUUGAGUGAAAUAUUUUUGUUUUUAAUCAGUUUUUAAUUCAAAAUUUUUAGUUUAGUCUUUAGUUUUGAAGUGGAAAUUGGACUUUUUGAAGUGAAAGUGAAAUCUUAACCUUAUUCUUUUUUGAAACUUUUAUUUGUAAAAAUUUGGGAGAAGACAGUUUUGGGCUAUGCCUGUUGUCUUCUCCCAAUCAUAUUAUAUUUAUUAUAAUUAUGAUAUGUAAUGACAAUGGAAUAAAUAAAUAAAUUUCGGUUUGAUGCGUAGCAUCCAAGUACUAGACUCUUUGUGAUUGGUUGAUGGGCAACCAAACCGAAAUCAGCUCGUUCAUUCUUGAGAUUUGUUUAUAAAUACGGCCUUUAAUAUAGUCACAGUUUAUUUAUUGAAAAAUCGAAAUUCAAAUUACGUUUAUCACACACUAACGUUUUUUCGGAGAGAUUGAUAAUGGUUCAACGUGGAAAAUACUUCCUCGUUUUCCUAUUGAGAGAUUGUAAGUUAUUUAUAAAAUUUUUAGUUAUUUAUUAAAUUAAUUUCACAUUA
Messenger RNA from Nilaparvata lugens (brown planthopper), 2271 nucleotides. RefSeq names its product putative methyltransferase C9orf114. Bases 282 to 1415 code for a protein of 377 amino acids. NCBI's taxonomy places the organism in Eukaryota, Metazoa, Arthropoda, Insecta, Hemiptera, Delphacidae. The transcript is spliced from 5 exons. The record is from RefSeq and is a predicted model, not a curated record.